AUGAUGCAUACCUUCCCGCUUUGUUGCCCAUUCGACCGACCGUCGUCUGGCUCAACUGGAUACAGCCAGCAACCGUCGCUGGCCGUAAACAGCCCAUCAACAAGAGAUGUUAAACCGCUGUCUUCACUUCUCGCAUCCAAUCGUGAGAUGCUGUAUGCAAAUGUAGCCAACCCGUGGGAAUUGUCCAAAGUGACCACAUGA
Messenger RNA from Protopolystoma xenopodis, 201 nucleotides. The record is from the annotation of a GenBank genome assembly. NCBI's taxonomy places the organism in Eukaryota, Metazoa, Platyhelminthes, Monogenea, Polystomatidea, Polystomatidae.